Molecule: messenger RNA, 564 nt
Organism: Penicillium argentinense
Lineage: Eukaryota; Fungi; Ascomycota; Eurotiomycetes; Eurotiales; Aspergillaceae
Exons: 3
Coding region: 1-564 (187 amino acids)
Biological process (GO): mitochondrial electron transport, succinate to ubiquinone; tricarboxylic acid cycle
Cellular component (GO): membrane
Molecular function (GO): succinate dehydrogenase activity; electron transfer activity
Source: RefSeq, a predicted model, not a curated record
AUGUUCUCUUCGAAGGUUGCCCAGCAGUCGCUGCGACGGCUUGCCGUCCAGCAACCGCUCCCUAUGCAGGCCUCUAUGAUGCGUGCCUCCCCGGCCGCUGUUGCCCUUGGAAAGGGUAUCCAGUCGAGACCCGUUACCUCGUCCCCCAACACUGAGGACCCUACGCAGAUCCUCGCCAAGCAGCGUCUGAACCGCCCGGUCUCCCCCCACCUGUCCAUCUACAAGCCCCAGAUCGGUUGGAUCGGUUCCUCCCUGCACCGUAUCUCUGGUGUCGCCCUGUCCGGUCCCCUCUACCUGUGGGCCACCGCCUACCUAUUCUCCCCGGCUCUGGGCUGGCACUUGGAGUCCGCCUCCAUGGUUGCCGCCAUGGGUGCUCUCCCCGUUGCCGUCAAGAUCGGUCUCAAGACCAUCCUGGCCCUCCCCUUUACCUACCACAGCAUGAACGGUAUCCGCCACCUGACCUGGGAUCUGGGCAAGGGUCUCAGCAACAACGCCAUUAUCAAGUCCGGCUGGACCGUCAUCGGCCUGAGCGUCACUAGCGCCAUCGCUCUUGCCUUGCUCUGA